This is a messenger RNA of Eublepharis macularius, 851 nucleotides long. Its product is annotated as transmembrane 4 L6 family member 1-like. Lineage: Eukaryota; Metazoa; Chordata; Lepidosauria; Squamata; Eublepharidae. The transcript is spliced from 6 exons. The record is from RefSeq and is a predicted model, not a curated record. The coding region runs from base 126 to 719 and encodes 197 amino acids. Gene Ontology annotation, cellular component: membrane.
AGAGGGCUUCGGUGCUGUUCUAAGGCUGGCAUGGAGAAGGACAGCAAACAGGUGAAGUCAUCCGAGUGGUAGGUCUUUUCCAGUUGGAUGUCUUGUUGUCCUGUUCAAGAACUAAGGGCUGACACAUGAUGUGUACCGGCAGGUGUUCCAGAUGCAUCGGGAUUGCCUUGUUCCCUCUCUCUAUCUGUGCGAUUGUCUCUAAUCUUCUCCUCUACUUCCCCAAUGGACAAGUGUUAGAUGCUGACAGAAUCACUGACCUGGUCUGGUUUUUCCAUGGCAUUCUGGGAGCUGGAAUACUGAUACUCUUGCCAGCGUUUAUGAUGCUGGGUGCAGGUGGAGAAGGAUGCUGUGCUAACAGAUGUGGGAUGCUGCUCUCUGUCCUCUUUGCUGCGUUGGGAGCCUCAGGUGGCGUGUACUGUAUGAUCAUUUCAUCCUUGGGGUUGAUUAACGGUCCCCUUUGUGACAUUGGCGAUGAAGUAUACACUUACCCUUUCAGGAACAACACUUUCAUGGACAAUUAUUUGUUUAACCAGACAACAUGGAGCAUUUGCAAAAAGCCUGAAAACAUCAUCCUUUGGAACGUGGUCUUGUUCUCCCUCCUUCUGGCCAUUGGCACGCUCGAAGCUGUCCUUUGCUUCAUCCAAGUCGUCAAUGGGCUCAUUGGGUUCCUGUGUGGCACUUGCCUCAGGAAAAGGAAGACUGAUGUCGCAGAAAUGUGACCAGCCUACACAGAAUGCAGGAGAAAAACAACAUCUGGCCAAUUCAUGUCCAGUCAGGAUUGUGUUGUGUUUGUUGUAUGUUGACAGGAACUAAGACACAGCGGGUGCUGAAAACUACAAAAUAAUCUAGAC